CCAAAAAUUAGCUUGGUUUGAAAGCGGCUGAUAUGCUACCACAUCGUGAUUUUCCUGUCAAACUUCAGUCAAAGUUAGAUUAAUGAAUUUAUGCCCCUUAUGUUUCCGGCGGGAAAUAUGUAUAUAAAAGCCUUAAUCCGAUGCAGGGACAUGCUGAAAGGAGAACUUAUCGUGUGAAAUGCUGGCUAGCCUUUCAAAGCUAGCUGUGGAGCUGGGGGCCGAGACGCGAAAGUGGCUAACAUUUAUCGACGGUUAACACAACAUCAACAAGCCUGUGUGUUUUGUCUUAACUGUCGUAAACACAACAAGGAGGACAGACUGAGACAAUCCCUUCACGACAACAUAGCAGUGGGUCUGUUUAAGGCAGAGCCAUGGGUGCGUUCCUGGACAAACCCAAAACAGAGAAGCACAACUCACACGGUGAAGGGAAUGGACUGCGCUAUGGAGUGAGCUCCAUGCAGGGUUGGCGGGUGGAGAUGGAGGAUGCCCACACAGCUGUGUUGGGUCUUCAGACCCCUGGAAUGACUGACUGGUCUUUUUUUGCAGUGUAUGAUGGUCACGCUGGAUCCAAGGUUGCCAACUACUGCUCUAAGCACCUUCUCGAACACAUAAUUACUGCUAGUUUAGGAGCUGGAGGUACACAAGACUCACACGUUGGAUCAGACGGCUCCACCGGUGACUCUCAAGCACCACCACCUCCUGCGGUGGAGAUUGUGAAAGCUGGGAUCAGAGCAGGUUUCCUAAGCAUCGACGAGCACAUGCGCAACUUCUCCGACCUUCGGAACGGUUUGGACCGCAGUGGCUCUACAGCUGUCGGAAUUCUUCUGUCACCGGAUCAUUUUUUCUUCAUUAACUGCGGAGAUUCUCGAGCUGUUUUGUACCGCAAUUCACAGGUGUGCUUCUCCACGCUCGAUCACAAGCCUUGCAACCCACGUGAGAGGGAGCGCAUCCAGAACGCUGGAGGCUCGGUGAUGAUUCAGAGAGUUAAUGGAUCACUGGCUGUAUCGAGAGCUUUGGGAGACUAUGAUUACAAGUGUGUGGACGGCAAGGGCCCCACAGAGCAGCUGGUUAGCCCUGAGCCAGAAGUGUUUGUGAUGGUUCGGGCACCAGAGCAAGAUCAGUUCAUUAUUCUGGCUUGUGAUGGCAUCUGGGAUGUCAUGUCCAAUGAGGAAUUGUGCGAGUUUGUGAAAUCUAGACUUGAGGUUUGUGAUGACCUGGAGAAAGUCUGUAAUGAAGUCGUGGACACAUGCCUGCACAAGGGGAGUCGGGAUAACAUGAGUAUUGUGUUAGUGUGUUUGCCCAACGCUCCCAAAGUAUCCGAGGAAGCUGUGAAGAAAGAAGCUGAGCUCAACAAAUACCUGGAGACUCAAGUAGAAGAGAUGCUGUCUCUGUCAGGAGAGGAGGAGAUUCCGGAUCUUGGAACAGUGAUGAGGAACCUGUCUACGGACAGUGGCAUGCCCCCUUUGCCACCAGGGGGUGGACUUGCUAGCAAACGCAGUGUUAUUGAAGCAGUAUACAACCGUCUGAGUCCAUACAAGGAGGAAGAUGGAAGUGGAGCAGAUUUGGAGUGCCACUGGUAGCUGUCCAGGACGACUGCGUCAUCUGACAAAACAAAAAAACCCCAAAACAAAACAAAAAAUACAGGACUGCAUCCAUAAUCCUUUCUUUUAUUUCACCUCAAAGAAUAAUCAAAACUAGAAUCCUGGUUUUGAAAGUGCACCCAAGGUGGAGGACUGCAAACGGAUUUUUGUUGGUUAUUUAAAUUCACAAAACGGGGAGGACCCAGACUGCACUACAGAACUAUAUACACCGUACAAAAAUCAAAGGAGAGGCAAAUGAGCACAGUUUCUUUCUAUUUGUUUUGUUUUCUUUGUGGUGGUGUUUUUUUUUUUGAUUUAAUUUUAUUUUUUUAAGAUUGCCAGACAUGGAAGCAGCUCUGUUUGGAAAGCUUUGGGACUCCGUGGUGCCUUGCACAUACCUGAGCGAGAGCAGAGGAUCUCACACCUCCACAACCAGCCAGCCAUUACUGAGAACAGCCACUCACAGAUGUUUCUAAGAGACUAACGUGGGUUUGUGGCAUUAUUUUGUGUUGUGUUUUUUUUUCUUCCUCUUUUUCUUGCAUCCGACAGCUCAUUUGACCACACAAGUUUGCAACUACUGCAUAAGCUAUGUUGUUCAGUUGAGGUGCUGAGAUUCCUGACGCAACUUGUGCUUCAACAUGGCUCCAAUACUUCAACUACCUGUAUCUGGCUCUUUGGAGACUGCCUCCUGGAUUUAAAGAUUCUGAGGUCGACAUCAUCCAAAGACCUCUGGAACAGGGUUAAAGCAUCAAAACAGGAACUGUACACCUGUCACCUGAGGCUCCACCUCAUUUAAAACAAGGGGGAUGCUAAUGAGUUUUUGUGGCAACUUCAUUGGAGUUUUGUCUCUCUCUCUCUUUUUGUUCUCCUGUUCAAACGAAAUCAGACUAGUGUGCCUCUGCAAAUUUAACUUGUGUGACUUUUUUUCUUGCAUGUCUCUGCUCAACUGCUCUAAUGUCUAAAAGGAUGUAUACAGUUUUAUCACUCUUUCCUUCAGUUAUCCUGUGUGCUUUCUCUGUCCUCUCCAAUAAGACUCUGCAGUACAGUGGCAAACAUUGCCUAAAUCAUAAGCUUUUAAGCCUGCUGUUUAAGAAAAAAUAUAUAGUAUAUAAAAUUCAAAUAUAUGAAUAUAUACAUAGAUAUAUAAAAAUAUUUUUGAUUUGUCUGCUUCAGUUCUAUUCCCAGCCAUAGUAUUCAUUGUGGUCUAAUCUGUGUGGGUGGUCAGUGUGUAUGCAUUUGUGCGUGUGUGUGUGUGUGUAGGCCCAAAAAGAUGAAUAAACAAAAUCUAGGUGCGCACACUUACUGUUCCAACACAGCAGUGUUCCAAAGACAGGGUUAGGGUUGAGGUAAAGAAUUUUCAACCUUCCUCUUCUUUCCCUUCUAUCCUCGCCACACACACACACACACACACACACCCCUGCUCAUGCUACAACUUGCCUUUUCUAUCUCUCAAAUAUCUUGUGUUUUAUUUUUUAAGCCUUUUUUCCCGUAAUUGAAAACAUUGUCAUAACUUUUGAAAAAAAAGUAUUGUCUUUUCUGAGUACUGUUUCUCUUAAAAUACAACUGAAAGUGGAGAAUGAACUAUAUGUUUUAGAGCACAUUGAGAAAAAAAGGGAUAGGUGUUUAUUUAAAGGGGUUAAUUUGACUUAGCUAAAAUUAAUGUUCUAAAUUUUUUGACAAUU
Molecule: messenger RNA, 3262 nt
Organism: Austrofundulus limnaeus
Lineage: Eukaryota; Metazoa; Chordata; Actinopteri; Cyprinodontiformes; Rivulidae
Gene: ppm1ba
Product: protein phosphatase, Mg2+/Mn2+ dependent, 1Ba
Biological process (GO): protein dephosphorylation
Molecular function (GO): manganese ion binding; protein serine/threonine phosphatase activity; magnesium ion binding
Source: RefSeq, a predicted model, not a curated record